UUCCUCACCUGUAUAUACUCGUUGACAUCAUGCUGCAAACAAAACGAAGAAUAAAAUAAGACGCAACAGUCAAUGCAGUCAAUAAGGCAUGAAGCAAUAACAACAACAUUCCAGAGAGCACGCAUAUUUUUGAGCAGGAUUCGUUUUUUACUGAUGCAAGAUAUUCGAUAGAACACCAACGAUGCCGUCUGCUGAGCCACAGGUAAAAGCUAAUGACCAGCAACAAUCGACAGCAAGCGAAGAGCAAUCUUCACAACACCAGAACGGCCAGAGCUCGAACGGUACACUGCCAUCUUCGUUGCAAUCAGACGGAGAUCAAGCCACACUCGAUCCUGAUCGUCAGCUUAUACCGGCGGAUCGUAUCGAGCAUGCCGAGGAUUCUGUCGUCCCAGUGGAUCUACCGACCGUACGUGAGUUUACACAGAACGAUAAGAUCAAUAAGUUUCUGCUGAACUCGUUUCUGCAGAGAAUCAAUGAAAGCGACCUAGGCCAGUUUCGGGACAGCGAUGAAGUCGAUGAUGGCGAUCAGGAGCAGGAUUUUGAGGCCUGAUUGAGCCGUUUCGGUUGAUUGACUAUUUUUUUCUGAUUGCGUGUUUGCUGUAUGUGUGCGUGUGUGUGUGUAUGAUACGAAACAUUCAUUUGUAUCCGGAAGGUGUGACAGCAAUAAACAUCUCCGAUGUGGAAAAGUUAUCACUGCAAGUGUAUUUUGAUGACUUAAUGCAUAGCCAAAUGCAGACCUAUCGCACCAAUGCAAAUUUGUACGACAUCUUAUCAGAUAUUUACGUGACGAUUUGCGGGAGAAGAGUGGGGAGUGAUUUAUUAAAACUGAUUUGAAUCACAUUUUCAGCUGCAGGAAAUUAGUUUUGCCUUGUAGACAACCGACAAACUAAGCAAUGUAUGGCCAUUGGAUGUGAUAAAAUGAGGUCGUAGGUUCUAUAAUCUCAAGGAACAUUGUUUUAUAAUCGAUACGGUUUUGGAAAUAUUUACAAAACAAAAGCAGAAAUAUGAUGUAAAUAGAUUUAACAUUAGGUUACGCUGAAUAAAUGUGUGAACAAUUUUA
Molecule: messenger RNA, 1060 nt
Organism: Wyeomyia smithii (pitcher-plant mosquito)
Lineage: Eukaryota; Metazoa; Arthropoda; Insecta; Diptera; Culicidae
Exons: 2
Coding region: 182-550 (122 amino acids)
Source: RefSeq, a predicted model, not a curated record